UUUUCUGAUGAAAACUUCAAACUGAAGCAUACAGAUGCAGGGCGCCUUUCGAUGGCAAAUGCUGGGCCAGACACAAAUGGGUCACAAUUUUUCUUUACCACUGUGACAACUAGCUGGUUGGAUGGCCGCCAUGUUGUGUUUGGAAAGGUGCUGUCUGGGAUGGAUGUUGUCCACAAGAUUGAGGCUGAAGGGAGACAGAGCGGCCAACCUAAAAGUAUCGUUGUCAUUUCGGACAGCGGAGAAUUAGAUCUAUGAGCACUCCCCUGCACACUCCCCUCCAGGUUGCACUUGACAAGUUUGACCUCAUAGCUUACUCAACACGAAUGUAGGGCUCAGGCAUCGUGCACUGCUUUGAUGCAAAUGUUUUUUUUUUUCUUUAAUGGUGAAGAAGAAAAUGCGAGGCAAGCUUGUUGAUUUGAUAUUGGGACAUACUUGAAAGAGCUUGGACCGAUCAUAGAAGCCAGCCAUGAAUAGAGAUAACUUUUCUGAGUGUGAAUUGGAUAUUACGUUGCAAAUAGCCGAAUGAAAUGUAGAAAACAGGAUGUUUGUUCUGAAAAAAA
Molecule: messenger RNA, 560 nt
Organism: Eucalyptus grandis
Lineage: Eukaryota; Viridiplantae; Streptophyta; Magnoliopsida; Myrtales; Myrtaceae
Product: peptidyl-prolyl cis-trans isomerase CYP19-4-like
Exons: 3
Biological process (GO): protein peptidyl-prolyl isomerization
Cellular component (GO): intracellular membrane-bounded organelle
Molecular function (GO): peptidyl-prolyl cis-trans isomerase activity
Source: RefSeq, a predicted model, not a curated record